Molecule: messenger RNA, 1122 nt
Organism: Saccharomycopsis crataegensis
Lineage: Eukaryota; Fungi; Ascomycota; Saccharomycetes; Ascoideales; Saccharomycopsidaceae
Product: synaptobrevin family protein
Exons: 1
Coding region: 1-1122 (373 amino acids)
Biological process (GO): vesicle fusion; vesicle-mediated transport
Cellular component (GO): SNARE complex; plasma membrane
Molecular function (GO): SNAP receptor activity; syntaxin binding
Source: RefSeq, a predicted model, not a curated record
AUGCCAAACAUGUACGGAACUUCCAGGAACUCUUCAUCUCAGAAACCAAAACUGAGCAGCAAUCAGCUACUGGUCACGAGAAAUGACCCUAAAGAUGAUAUCCACAAACAUCUCAUUUAUACCACCAUGACCUAUAACUCUUUCACCUUAUAUACGUUUGAGAAUUCUCAGUUACUUGAAAAGCUAUUGCCAAAUGGGCGCACUAUCAACUGUUUUGAAAUAAUCAAUAGUCAACUUAGCGCCAUCAAUGACCCAAGUUCUUUUACUAUGGGAAUCAUCCCAGUUUCAUCGAUCUCCAAUUUACCUAGCUCCACGAGAAGUGCGGUACAAAAUAAUAGUUUAACAUUAUACUAUAUCAAAUAUAAGUUCAACAACUCUGAUGAUUUGGUCACUCUCCUCACUAUCUGCUCUUCCCGCUUAAAAAAAGAAUUCCCAUUCAUCAUCCUCGACCAUAUCCUUGCCAAUUACAAGGAAUUUAGGGAAAAUAAAACACAGCAAGCCCAACAAAACUCAUCACUAGGGGUCAUCGCUGGGAAGUCGACCACAGGCAAUCCUUCCAAUAACCACAAUAUCUUUGGGGAUUAUGAUUUCAAGCCAGAAUUUGCCAAUAUUAUCAUUACUGAAGAAAAGAAAAUCCACUCGUUGCCGUCGCAACUCGUCCUUAGGUCUGCGGUAUCCAACAAUACUUCUGGUACUUCUCCGAGCGAAACUCUGCCAUUACUUGCUAACAAUCAAGGCACGUCAUCUGAUCUCUUUGGCAUGGAUUCUAAGGACGUUAAUGAUAAUAGCAAUGCAGAUUUAUCGAAUUUGAAUAUUACCUUCAUGACCUCAGAACUUAAUGAACUCAAGCAAAUUAUGAAUGAUAAUGUUGAUAAAUUAAUGGAACGUCAUGACAGAUUAGGAUCUUUAGUUAACAAGACUGAUAAGAUCAAUCUUAAUUCCAGAACUUUCAAACGCAGAACUUUGCAAUUGAAACGUCGGUUGUGGUGGGGUAAUGUCAAAAUGAGAGUGAUAUUGGCGGGAAUUAUAAUAUUUAUACUUUAUAUCAUUGGAGGUGAAGUUGGUUGUGGACUACCAUUUUAUGGGAAAUGUUUGAAGCAUGAGAAGAACAAAAAAAAUUAG